Messenger RNA from Nannospalax galili (Upper Galilee mountains blind mole rat), 4106 nucleotides. RefSeq names its product Rho GTPase activating protein 45 (gene Arhgap45). The record is from RefSeq and is a predicted model, not a curated record. Lineage: Eukaryota; Metazoa; Chordata; Mammalia; Rodentia; Spalacidae. Gene Ontology annotation, molecular function: GTPase activator activity. The transcript has 23 exons. Gene Ontology annotation, biological process: activation of GTPase activity; signal transduction. Gene Ontology annotation, cellular component: membrane. The coding region runs from base 70 to 3459 and encodes 1129 amino acids.
GAGUAGCAGCCCUGAGAAGGCCCCCAGGUCUACCUGUCCCCACCAAGGGUGAUCUAGGCUGGAGCCACCAUGUUCUCUAGGAAAAAACGAGAGUUGAUGAAAACCCCUUCUAUCUCCAAAAAGAACCGGGCAGGAAGCCCCAGCCCGCAGCCCUCCUCAGGGGAGCUGCCCAAAAAAGAAGGGACAGAAGCCACGUUCUUGGGAGCAAGCCUCGAGCCACCAGCCACGUCCCUGGCCACAGGCACCAAGGCCACAGGCACCCUCAAAAGGCCCACCAGUCUGAGCCGCCAUGCCAGCGCGGCUGGCUUCCCACUCUCGGGUGCUGCCACCUGGACCCUAGGCCGGGGCUACCGAAGUCCCCUGACAGCAGCCAGCCCCGCAGAGCAGACCAAUGAGGGACUUUUCCCCGAUGGUGUGGAGGACAUCUCGGCCCUGCUGGCUGAUGUGGCUCGCUUCGCAGAGGGCUUGGAAAAACUGAAGGACUGCGUGUUGCACGAUGAGCUCCUGGAGGCCCGCCGGCCACUGGCCCACGAGUGCCUGGGUGAGGCCCUGCGGGUCAUGCGCCAGGUCAUCUCCAAGUACCCGCUGCUGAACACUGUGGAGACCCUCACGGCUGCAGGCACCCUCAUUGCCAAGGUCAAAGCCUUUCACUAUGAGUGCAACAAUCAGUCUGACAAGAGGGAGUUCGAGAAGGCGCUGGAGACCAUUGCUGUAUCAUUCAGCUGCACGGUGUCAGAAUUCCUCUUGGGUGAGGUGGACAGCAGCACCUUACUAGCCGUGCCUCCCGGGGACCCCAGCCAGUCUAUGGAGAACCUGUAUGGACCCGGGAGUGAGGGCCCCCCGCCCAGCGUGGAAGAGUGUGAGGAAGACUGUCUGCCCCCGGAAGAGGUGGACAUGCUUCUUCAACGCUGCGAGGGGGGCGUGGACGCCGCGCUGCAGUACGCCAAGAACAUGUCUAAAUACAUGAAGGACCUCAUCAGCUACCUGGAGAAGCGGACCACACUGGAAAUGGAAUUCGCCAAAGGGUUGCAGAAAGUGGUUCAUAACUGCAGACAGAGCGUCACACACGAGCCUCACAUGCCCCUCCUGUCCAUCUAUUCUCUGGCUCUGGAACAAGAUUUAGAGUUCGGCCAUGGCAUGGUACAGGCGGCAGGCACGUUGCAAACACAGACCUUCAUGCAGCCGCUGACCCAGCGAAGGAUGGAGCAUGAACGGCGCAGGAAAGAGAUCAAGGAAUCGUGGCACCGUGCCCAGAGGAAACUGCAAGAGGCAGAGGCCAACCUGCGCAAGGCCAAGCAGGGCUAUGUGCAACGCUGUGAGGACCUUAACAAGGCAAGGUACCAGGUGGCCAAGGCGGAGGAAGAGCAGCAGAGCGCUGGGCCAGGGGCUGGAGGGGCCGCUUCCAAGACGCUGGACAAGAGGCGGAGGCUGGAGGAGGAGACCAAGAACAAGGCCGAGGAGGCCAUGGCCACCUAUCGCACAUGCGUGGCAGAUGCGAAGACACAGAAGCAGGAGCUGGAGGACACGAAGGUGACAGCGCUGCGGCAGAUCCAGGAGGUGAUCCGACAGAGCGACCAGACCAUCAAGUCGGCCACCAUCUCCUACUACCAGCUGAUGCACAUGCAGACUGCACCGCUGCCGGUGCACUUCCAGAUGCUGUGCGAGAGCAGCAAGCUGUACGACCCCGGCCAGCAAUACGCAUCGCACGUGCGCCAGUUGCAGCGUGGUGAGGAGCCAGACGUGCGCUAUGACUUCGAGCCUCAUGUCUCCGCCAACGCCUGGUCCCCCAUCAUGCGUGCACGGAAGAGCAGCUUCAACGUUGGGGACACGGGGGGCACAGAGGCUGCUGGCAGUCCUCCCAACGAAGAUGGUGCCCCAGAGGGGGUGCCCUUCAAGGAGCAACGGGGUGGACGGGGUCACCAGGUACAUAAGUCCUGGCCUAUCUCCAUCUCAGACACCGAGGGCGGCCUGGAUGCCAGCUCAGGGGACUUUAAGAAAUUUGAUCGCACUUCGUCCAGUGGGACCAUGUCGUCCAGUGAGGAGCUGGUGGACCAGGAAACAGACGCAGUGGCCACCGCUUUUGAGUCAGCUGACCUCAAUGGUAUGGACCCUGGGUUAACGGUGGCUGUUCCCAGCGGGCCCUUCCGCCAUGUGGGACUGUCCAAGGCCGCCCGCACACACCGGCUUAGGAAGCUGCGCUCACCGGCCAAGUGCAGAGAAUGUAACAGCUAUGUGUAUUUCCAGGGCGCAGAGUGUGAGGAGUGCUGCCUGGCAUGUCACAAGAAAUGUCUGGAGACUUUGGCCAUCCAGUGCGGCCACAAGAAGCUGCAGGGCCGCCUGCAGCUGUUUGGACAGGACUUCAGCCAGGCAGCCCAAGGCGCUCCCGACGGCGUGCCCUUCAUAGUCAAGAAAUGUGUCUGUGAGAUCGAGCGCAGGGCACUGCACACCAAGGGCAUCUACCGGGUCAAUGGAGUGAAGACACGGGUGGAGAAGUUGUGCCAGGCCUUCGAGAAUGGCAAGGAGCUGGUGGAGCUGUCCCAGGCGUCACCACAUGACAUCAGCAACGUCCUGAAGCUAUACCUGCGGCAGCUGCCUGAGCCCCUCAUCUCCUUCCGCCUGUACCAUGAGCUGGUGGGACUGGCCAAGGACAGUCUGAAGGCCGAGGCGGAGGCCAAAGCUGCAUCCCGGGGUCGGCAGAAUGGGUCAGAGAGCGAGGCUGCAGCUUUGGCCAUGGUGGGCCGCCUGCGUGAGCUGAUGCAAGACCUGCCGGCUGAGAACCGGGCCACCCUGCAGCACCUACUGAGACAUCUGCGAAGGAUUAUAGAGGUAGAGCAAGACAACAAGAUGACCCCCGGGAAUCUGGGCAUCGUGUUCGGGCCGACGCUGCUCCGGCCCAGGCCCACCGAGGCCACUGUAUCCCUUUCCUCCCUGGUGGACUACCCACACCAAGCCCGAGUCAUCGAGACCCUCAUAGUCCACUAUGGCCUGAUCUUUGAGGAGGAGCUGGAGGAAGUUCCUGGGGGCCAGAUGGAAAAUGAAGUUGGGGGCAGGCUGGCACCAACUGGUCACCAGCCCUCUUCACUGCUGCAGUACGGGUCAUCCCCCCAGUGUGCUGACAUGGCUGAGGGUGCAGCCUUUGCUCUGCAGGAGGAGGCAGAGGAUGGAAGUCAAGAAUACCGAGUGGUGUCCAAUGACUCGGACUCAGAGCUGGAGGAGGCGUCAGACCCCCUGUUAUCGUCAGAUGCCAGCGCACUGCAGCGGCUCAGUUUCCUAGAGGCUGAGGCUGGCCAGGAUGAAGGUCCCCAGAGCCGCAGCAGCAGCCAGGAGCAGCUGGGAGAGGAUGGGGACCUAGGCCAGCAGCUCUGCACCUUCAACACCAACCAGUCCAACAGCACAGUGCAGGCCCCACUGUCCACCAUGCAGCUGCGUGGUGGACAGAUUGCAGGUGGAACUGAUUGAGAGCGGCAGCCACAGUUUGUCUGAGCCAAGAGGUGGCAGGGACUAUGAGUCCAUCAGUGACCACACUCAGGGCCAUUAAGGGCCACUGACUUGGUUGUUAGGUCCCAGGCCACACAUCUGCAAGGGUCAUGAGGGCUGACUCCUUGUAGAAAUUUCUGGUGCCUGAGGGGCUGGUGGCACUGUGGGGUGUACCCUGUGCCCUGCAACUAAACAUGGCUCCCAGGUAGCCAGUGUGGGCAGAGCAGCCUGGUCCUUAUGAACCACCCCGAGAGAAUGGGGGAUACAUGUCUCUCUGGAUGGAUAGAGACCUUUCAGGGCACUAUACAGUUGGGGUGCAGGCCUAACUUGGGGUACACAGCUAGGUCUGGCUUCAGGAUCCUUGUAGAAGGCUGGGUAUAGACAGUGGGCACUCACAGGGCAUAGUGGAUGUGAUUUUUGACACACCUUUUUUUUUUUUUGUCUUUUGAGACAGGGUCUCCCUGUAGCCCCAGCUGUCCUGGAACUCACUAUAUAGACCAGGCUGGCCUCGAACUCACAAAGAUCCGCCUGCCUCUGCCUCCCAAGUGCUAGGAUUAAAGGUGUGUGCCACCACGCCCAGCUUACACACACCUGUUUUGCUUAAAAUAAAUCUAACUAAGCAAGCCCUA